UUCAGCCCCUCCAGUCCCUUCCUCCAUUCGCUUAGAUCAUGACUGAUCUGUAUCUUAACUUCAUGCACCAGCCCCGGUUCGAGAUUCCUUUAGUGCCCUGUGCCUAACGAAAGAAAUCUAUCCAUCUCAGCCGGUGUUUUCGAAUGUCUUCCUGGAGAAUUGAGGCUGGUCAGUUUUUGAAAUGAUGUUCCCAAGUGUGAUUGCUCCUUCAGCAAUGUACCCGGGCCUCUUGCGGCCAACCCCAACUCUAACUUUGCCCCAGUCUUUACAGUCCGCGUUUUCCUCCCAUGCAAUGGGGGCCAGCUUCCUGGUGGAGGAUCUGCUGAGGAUCAGUCGGCCCACCAGCUACCUGCCCCGAUCUGUGUCCGCCACCCUCUCUCCGCCAGCUUCCGGGUCCACGACCAGCCCAAGCCCAGUGACAACAGAACAAGUCAGUAUCGCCAGCUCUGUCACAAGUGGAAUAUGCUCGCCACACAACUCCAAUUCUCCAAGCAACGAUUCCAAUUACCUAAAGUUUGGCGUCCACGCUAUACUCUCAUCAACCCCAAGAACCGAAUCGUCUCACCCGUUGAUCCAAGGGCUUUCGCCGAAGGCCUUCUGCUUCCCUUACUUUGAAGGCUCCUUCCAACCCUUCCUCCGCUCCUCGUACUUGCCAGCCUCCUCCUCCGUGGUCCCCAUCCCUGGUACAUUCUCUUGGCCACUCGCCGCUCGGGGCAAGCCCAGGAGAGGGAUGCUCCGCCGGGCUGUUUUCUCGGAUGUGCAGCGGAAAGCUUUGGAGAAGAUGUUUCAGAAACAGAAGUACAUCAGCAAGCCAGACCGACGCAAACUGGCAGCCAAAUUGGGACUGAAAGAUUCCCAGGUGAAGAUUUGGUUUCAGAACAGAAGAAUGAAAUGGAGGAAUUCUAAAGAAAGGGAGCUGCUCUCCGCUGGCGGCUGUCGGGAGCAGACGUUACCCACGAAGUUAAACCCUCACCCGGACCUCAGCGACGUGGGCAAGAAGUCACCCUGCAGGCUCCACUCAGGGGACGAGGAGGAGACGGGAGGCAGGGACAGUCCCAAAUCUUCCAUAUGUCAGUCGCCAGACUACAAGAGCCUGGACAGCAUGGACACACACCUUCGCCUCCUGUCACACCAACACACUGGCCAGCACACGUAUUUCUCAGAGGAAGAGGAAGAAAUAACCGUUUCAUAAACUUAUCUCCUCCAGAUCAUUUUGCGAAUGGACUUUUUCAUUGGUUGCAAAGUGGGAGGGGGGAAAUCCGAAUCUUUACGUGCCCGAGGCUGCUGUCUGUGCACAGCUUCAGUAAUCUGUACACAGUUUUUUUUUGUACAAAUUAUGCGAGUUGUAUGAAUAUUUUAUACCAAGAUUAUUAUGAAUGACUAUACGUAUAGUUUGAUUAGAUUUUAAUUAAAAGUUUGCAAACUUUUUAAUGACUUAACUUGAAAAUGUAGACUUUUGAGGUCAUAACUUAUAAAGAAAGUUUUUAUUUUGCAUUCUGCAGUGUAUAGGUGCACAAUGUUUAUAUUAU
Carcharodon carcharias (great white shark) is the source of this 1529-nucleotide messenger RNA. RefSeq names its product homeobox protein DBX1-like. The record is from RefSeq and is a predicted model, not a curated record. The coding region runs from base 182 to 1192 and encodes 336 amino acids. The transcript has 5 exons. Gene Ontology annotation, molecular function: DNA-binding transcription factor activity, RNA polymerase II-specific; DNA binding. NCBI's taxonomy places the organism in Eukaryota, Metazoa, Chordata, Chondrichthyes, Lamniformes, Lamnidae. Gene Ontology annotation, biological process: cell differentiation in spinal cord; regulation of transcription by RNA polymerase II.